Molecule: messenger RNA, 294 nt
Organism: Haemonchus placei
Lineage: Eukaryota; Metazoa; Nematoda; Chromadorea; Rhabditida; Trichostrongylidae
Source: the annotation of a GenBank genome assembly
AUGUUCGGGCUUAGGUUGAACGUCAAAACGACUGAGUACUUGACCAUCGAUCCGAGCGUGCCAGGCUCAGUCAAGAUCAAUGGUACUAAGCUCACAUGGACAACAACAUUCGAGUAUCUUGGAUCGGCAAUUGCGUCUGACGGCAGCCUGGUUUUCGAAACGAAUUCUCGCGUGAAUGCAGCGUGGUUGAAAUGGCGCUCGAUGACUGGCGUACUCUGUGAUAAGAACAUGCCUGAGCGUCUCAAAUCCAAGAUCUACAGAACCGAUCCGACCGGUCGCAAUUCACGGCGCUGA